Molecule: messenger RNA, 3201 nt
Organism: Diplodia corticola
Lineage: Eukaryota; Fungi; Ascomycota; Dothideomycetes; Botryosphaeriales; Botryosphaeriaceae
Product: von willebrand domain containing protein
Exons: 3
Coding region: 1-3201 (1066 amino acids)
Source: RefSeq, a predicted model, not a curated record
AUGGCGUUCCACGAGCACAUUUGCGGUUUCUACUACACCACCCAUCGAGCCGACGCCGCUCCCUGGGAGAACAGCCAGAGACACUACCUUCCACAGGUCGGCCUCAAGUCCCACACGACCAUUCUCUCCAAGACCUCUCGUACUCUUCUUACACAGACCUUCACCAACCCCGACCAGGCAAAGGCCAUCAGGAAUGUGCGCUACACAUUCCCGCUCUACGACGGCGUUUCCGUCGUGGCCUUCACCUGCCGCGUAGCCGGUCGGCUCAUCAAAGGCCAAGUCAAGGAAAAAGAGAAGGCCAGGCAAGACUUCCGCCAGGCUGCCGAGCGGGGCCAGGUUGCCGGUCUGCUGGAGCAGCUGCCCGACGCCGCCGAUGUCUUCACCACAACAGUGGCCAACAUCCCCCCGGCCGCAACCAUCGUCGCCGAAAUCACCUAUCUUGGUGAACUAAAACACGACGCAGAAGUCGAUGGCAUCCGCUUUACCAUCCCUACCGCCAUCGCCCCUCGCUAUGGCCAAUACCCCGGCGAGCUGCUUGCCAACCCACAGGCCCACGCCAGCUCCGGCAUGGAAAUUGUCAUUGAUGCAGUCUCCGACGACGGCUCGCCCAUCCAGCAGCUGCGAUCGCCAACUCACCCCAUCGCCGUUUCACUGGGUACGACGUCGAUGGCUCCCGACGCAGAGCCCACCACAACGAAGGCAUCUGCAACCCUCAGCCUCGGCACCGCAGAGCUCGACAAAGACUUCAUCAUUCAGCUGGUUGCCAAGGACACGGGUAACCCCACCGCAAUCCUUGAGACACAUCCGCGUAUCCCCCAGCAGCGCGCUCUCAUGGCAACCCUGGUGCCCAAGUUCUCGCUGCCGUCAAUUAGGCCGGAAAUUGUCUUCAUCUGCGAUCGCAGCGGUAGCAUGGGAGACGGACGCAAGAUACCCACCGCCAUCCAGGCUCUCAAGCUCUUCUUGAAGAGUUUGCCUGUCGGCGUGAAGUUCAACAUCUGCUCCUUUGGCAGUGAUUACACCUUCCUCUGGCCGAAAAGUAAAUCUUACAGCCAGGAUUCCCUCGAGGAAGCCAUCAAGCAUGUCGAGAGUUUCAGUGACGACUACGGCGGCACCGAGAUCUUCGCACCGCUAAAGGCCACCUUCGAGAAUCGUCACAAGGACAUGGAGCUCGAGGUCAUGCUUCUCACCGACGGCGAUGUCUGGGGUCACGAGGACAUCUUCCAAUAUUUGAACCAACAGAUCCACGACAAGAACGAGUCGGCCCGUGUCUUCACCCUGGGCGUGGGACUUUAUGCAAGCUCCGCGCUCGUUGAAGGCAUCGCAAGAGCAGGCAACGGCUUCUCCCAAGCGGUUGGCGAAAACGAAAAGAUGGACAAGAAGAUUGUGCGCAUGUUGAAGGGCGCGCUCUCUCCGCAUAUCACCGACUACAGCUUGGAGGUCAAAUAUGCAGACGAGAAACAUCGUGAUACUGACGAUGGGUUCGAGCUUGUCGAAAAGGUUACCGAUAGUCUCCGUAUCCACCUCGACUUGCGGGAUACCGAAUCCCCGACCAAACCGGAGACGGCACAAAAGGAUCCAACAUCAUUGUUCAACCCCUCGGUAGACCUUGAUGCGCCGGAACCCCACAAGACGUCCAGCGAUGGCCAACAUCGCUACGCUCACCUUCCUCCGCUUGACUCGCCGGCUAUUCUUCAAGCACCUUCGCGGAUACCCGCACUCUUUCCCUUCAACCGCAGUACCAUCUAUCUACUCCUAUCACCAAACUCACCCGGAGCCAACCGUACGCCGAACUCAGUCAUUCUCCGCGGCACCUCGUCUCACGGGCCACUUGAGCUUGAGAUACCCGUGACAGUCGUUUCGGAGAACGAUGGAAAAGGCGAGACGGUCCACCAACUCGCCGCUCGAAAGGCAGUCAGCGAACUCGAGGAGGGGCGCGGCUGGCUUUCGGAGGCCGUCGAUGCCACUGGCUCCAAGCUGAAAGAGAAGAUGCAGGGCCGCUGGGAUGAGUUGGUCGAGCGCGAAGCCGUGCGCUUGGGCGUCGAGUUCCAAGUUGGCGGGAAAUGGUGCUCCUUCGUCGCGCUGGAGCAAGAUCACGAGAAGCAAGACGCAGAACUGAGCCGGGACUGGGAAUACUUGGAUGUCGAGCCAAACCCCGCCACAUCCUCCGGUAUUGUAGACUACCAGCAAAGUCUCAUGAUGCUUCAUCCGGAAAAGGUAGUUCCUCCCCCCAUGCACAUGUUAGCCACACAGAACCGUCGUGUUGCCCUUGCCCCUAAGUACUAUAGUGGCCGUGGUGGCCGCGGUGGCCUCGGUGGCCGCGGUGGCCGCGGUGGUUCGGCUCUGGGGAAGCGCCUCAGGUGCAUUCAACAGGCCGCACCAGCCACGAAACAGCCAUCUGCCGUCUCCACCGCGAACCCUGCCGGUGCGCAGACGGCGGGACCAGGAAGCAGCAACUCCAACUCUGGUUCCGACCUUGGUCUCUCCUUUUCACCAAGCGGCGACACCCUCCAAAACUUCGACUUUGACACAUUCUUGCAAACCGAUGCGCGAUUCUCGCUGCCGCCACCAGAUCAUGCUUCCUCAUCGUCGGGAGUUCCUCCCCUUACUCUCCGCGCCGGCGGCCCUCCUGGCGGCGUUGUGGCCAGCGCCGCCUUCAUGCCUGACGAACAGCUUGAGGAACAGGAGAUGGUGAUUCAGCACAUCCAGCACUCCCCCAGCGUGAAGAAGAAGAAGAAGGUGGCGGUGAAUGCGGCGCUGGUGGGAGAGCCUGCACCCGUGGAGUUCGAAGUAGUGACGCCGGACGUGGGUGAGGACGAAGACGGGCAGCUGAAAGGGGCGAAGGCGCACGACGACGCGUCGCCUCUCGAGUGCAUCAUCGCGCUGCAGACGUUCGAGGGAUCGUGGGCGUUGGAUCAGCGGCUGGUCGACGCCGUGGGCGGUCUGCCCGGUGUGGAUGGCGUCGCGGGCGUGUCGAGGGAACUGGGGUGCGCCGGAGUCGAGUCCAGCGUGAUUGACAAGGUGGUGGCGACGGUGUUGGCGGUCGCGUUCUUGAGGCUGAAGGUGGCCGAGGAGGAGGAGACGUGGGAGUUGGUCGUUGAGAAGGCGGAGGAGUGGCUCAAGGAGUGCGAGGGCGUUGAUGGCGAGAAGAUUGGGGCUAUGAAGGAGAAGGCGGAGGCGCUCUUGAUGGGGAAGCAGGGAUGA